Molecule: messenger RNA, 2531 nt
Organism: Triplophysa dalaica
Lineage: Eukaryota; Metazoa; Chordata; Actinopteri; Cypriniformes; Nemacheilidae
Gene: poli
Product: polymerase (DNA directed) iota
Exons: 10
Coding region: 147-2225 (692 amino acids)
Biological process (GO): translesion synthesis
Molecular function (GO): DNA-directed DNA polymerase activity; damaged DNA binding
Source: RefSeq, a predicted model, not a curated record
UGUUCUGCGUUUCGCGCCAGACCAAUAGGUGGCACAGUUGCCGCUUUGUUUUGAUCUUGAUAGCGACAUGUUUUGCUGAAAUUGUUUUUUUAUGUGUUUUGUAGUUUUGUUCGUACAUUUCUGUGUUUGAUUGAAGUUUGGUAAAGAUGGACACGGACGAGGAGGAUGAAAAUGACUGGGAUCGCAGCUUAGAGUCCGACAUGCUGGAGACAGGUCUCACUGAAAGAGUAACAGCCGUGUCUCAGAGAGUCAUCUUGCACUUUGAUAUGGACUGUUUCUAUGCACAAGUUGAGAUGAUCCGAAAUCCAGCCCUUCGAAACAAACCUCUGGGCAUACAGCAGAAAUACAUUAUUGUGACUUGUAAUUACGUGGCAAGAGAGCAAGGUGUGACAAAGCUGAUGGCUGUUACUGAUGCAGUGGAGAAAUGCCCUCAGCUAGUGCUGGUGAAAGGAGAAGAUCUCACCCAUUACAGAGAGAUGUCCUAUAAAGUCACAGACCUUCUGAUGUCAUACUGCUCGAUGGUGGAGAGGCUUGGCUUUGAUGAAAACUUCAUGGACGUGACAGAAAUUGUAGAGAAAAGACGGCAGGAGAUCCAUGUUUCAGGUCUUACUUUCAGCGGUCACAUUUACAAACAUGAGUCCUCAGAUGUGGCGGUCGAUGAGGAGAACUGCAGGUUGGUUAUCGGCUCUAUGAUAGCAGCUGAGCUGAGACGAGCCAUUUUCAACACGUUGGGGCUAACUGGCUGCGCUGGCAUCGCAAACAACAAACUCCUGGCCAAGCUGGUAUCAGGCACGUUUAAACCCAACCAGCAGACAACGCUUCUGCCAUACAGCACUGCUGAGCUCAUGAGCAGCCUGACAGGACUGCGUAGAGUGCCUGGAAUCGGGUACAGAACAGGUGAGAAGUUGAAGACUAUGGGUCUGGUCAGUGUGAGGGAUCUGCAGUUAUACCCUCUGCAUGAGUUGGUCAAGGAGUUUGGGGAAGUGAACGCUAAAAGGAUUCAGAAUCUGGCCUGUGGCAUGGAUGACUCUCCAAUCACUCCUGCAGGUCCUCCUCAGUCUCUCAGCGAUGAGGACUCAUUCAAGAAAAUUUCCACGCCAACAGAAGUUACACGUAAAAUUGAGGAACUACUCACCAGCCUUACUGAGAGGAUGUACAAAGACGGCAGGCAACCAAACACGUUCAGACUGACUAUUCGCAAAUACAUGGCCACCAACCGCUGGUUCAAUCGAGAGAGCAGGCAGUGCCCUAUACCCAACCAGACCGGCCUCAAGAUCACAUGCGGAAGCAGUGAUGCUGUGCCACAGUUGCUUUCAAUGGGAGUGAAACUCUUUCAUAAAAUGGUGGACGCACGUGAGCCGUUCCAUCUCACCCUGCUGAACGUUUGCUUCAGUAACCUGCAGGCCAAGUCCUCCAGCAGAUCUUCCAUCAUCUCUUUCUUCACACAGAAAUCUCCCACCACACAAACAGCAUCUCAGCUGCAGGCGGAACCGGAUCUCGAAGAACCGGCUGGAAGUUCUCAGUUCACCCAGGCAGAUGUUUUACCAAAAGAAAAGAAAGUAUGGAACAGCAUGUUAAAAUACACAGCAACAUCCCAAACCCAAGAAUCAAAAAAAUGUACCCCAGAACCUUCCACACCUCCCCAGGUGGUUUGUGAUGAGCAGUUACAUGUUACCCGCAGAAAAUCACAGGAUUCUUCUUGUAUGAUCAAUGUUUCGAAAGAGGAAGUGUGUUGCAAACUGCCUCCAACUGUAGAUCCAGAAGUCUUCAAACUCCUACCUGAACACAUUCAGAAGGAGCUGAUUUCUAGUUUUCAAAAUGAAAACUCACCACAACCAAAUUAUGGACCAGCCGACCCAUUUUUCAAACAUGCUGGCCAAACAGAUCCCAGAAGUUCUACUUCUCAUUAUUGUGGACUCAGCGAGACGUUUUCUUCACCUCAGUUCACAGGGAAAUUACAUGUUGAGCCCGGCAAAGCCACUGAAAGCUGUAGUAUCCCACCUGCCCCUCAAGCACCUCAGUCAGAUGCUCCUCCGAACGUGGACCCUUAUGUGUUCUCUCAACUUCCUGCUGAUGUUCAGAGAGAGUUACUGACAGAAUGGAGACAGCAGAAGCCUGUUCUAAAAAUCCCUUCAAAGCAGUCACACAAAAGCUCCAGAGACAAGAGGACUGUUGCUAAAAGCGGACAAAGUAACAAUAUAAUGAAAUAUUUCAAACCCAACUAAAGACACCUUGAACAAACACUUAGAGUCCCUGCCAAUGGCGUUUUGAAAAGGGUGUAAGAUACAUAAAUAAAUAUUGCUUUGAUAUUAUUUUAAUCAUUGCACUUUGAAAAUAAACCUAAUAUGUGUUCUUUAAACAUGGCUGAAAUUUUGAUUUUAUAGUUUUGUAUUUGAUCAAUACAAUAGUUAUUUUUAGUAAUGUUCACUUUUUUAGGUUGAAGUUGUAAGGAAAACAGUAUUUCAUGUAGUAAAUGUUAGUAAAGUUCUUUGUAUUUUGUUACAGGAAAAUAAAAUUGCUGAUGCUGUACA